Racocetra persica is the source of this 987-nucleotide messenger RNA. The record is from the annotation of a GenBank genome assembly. NCBI's taxonomy places the organism in Eukaryota, Fungi, Glomeromycota, Glomeromycetes, Diversisporales, Gigasporaceae.
AUGUCAGACUCCUUCUUUGGCUUCGACACUACAUUACCACCUUUAAAUUCUGACCAGUUAACUGGAGUAGGUCGAACUGGCGAGCAAGAGGAGGAAACCGAGGAAGAAGAAGUAGAAAGAAAAAUAAAGGAUUUUACUCUAGAUUCAAGAGAGGACUUUGAGGUUUAUGAUUAUGAACAGAACUUUGAUUUAGGUGCUCAGUUAGAAGAAACGGGUGACGAUUUAAAUGCCGAAACGUUUGGAGAUGUUGGAGACGUCGACCAGGAUUUUGAUUUUACGGGAAGUACGGCAAAAAUUGUAUACACAAUAAAAAAAGAAGAGGAAAUUUAUAUUGGCCGACGGGAAAGACGGGAAAGCGCCACGUCAGAUAAAGGCGAUGAACAAUCCAAACGAAGACCAUCUUACGCGGCUUUAUGGGGAAAUGAUUCGGAGGUUGUGUUUAUUGGCAAAAAUAAUCAUCCAAACGAGGUAGUAGGCACUCCAUCAUUAUCUGAGUCUCCAAUAAGUCCUUCUAUAUGGGGGUCAUUUCAUGCGCAUGCGCCAUCAAGUCGCACAGAAGGUGGUAUUGUUCCUGGUCCCUUCGAAAAUUCCCAUCAUUAUACACCCCCUCAAACAUCACCGCCACUACUAGGUUUUGUGCCUCCUGCACAUUCUUCUGCAUGCCCUCAAAUGUCACUUGAAGAAAUUGAAGCGCAAUUGCACAGGCAGGCUGGAUUGCCCGAAAAGAGAAUGCUGAGCUUGGCUGAGGUUGAGGCCGCCUUGCUGGGCAUUAAUGGUCGACCACCACCACCACAACAAUUAAUGUAUCCUACAAAUGAACCUGCUUUUAGAAGUCAAGAUAAUGCUGCUUUUUUGGAACAAGAAGCUGCUUACCGAGAACAAGAGGCUUUGUCAUUUCAUAGGGAAAGAAAACGAAGAGACAAGCAACGAAAAUUGGUUGAAAUGUCUCGAUAUAAUGGUCUUAUGACGCAAAGUGAUAAAGAUUUC